AUGGCCGUACUGUACUGGUGUUGACAAGUUCUUCAAACCCAAAGUUGUGAACAGUACAGAUAAAAAGGAAAACUGAUAAGAGAAUCAGAGAUGCUUCUUGCUUCUUCAAUGGCCUUCAAAGUGGCAUAAUCACACAACUUCAAACUUCAAUAUCCUUUGUGGUCACAGAAUCUACAAAAGAGAAAACUCAUCAGAGAGAGAGAUGAAAGCAAAGGUGGAUGAUGAUGAUGAUGAACAACCUGUUUUGGCAAAUGAGAAUUCUUCUUCCAAUUUUCAUGAUAAUCCAAUGUCUGUAGAUUCAUUCAUUGAUGAUUUGUGGAAGAAUGCCAGGACAUGUACUCACACUCACACUUGUAAUCCACCUGGUCCUGACUCAGCUCACACACAUACUUGUUACCAUACUCACACUCAAGUACUUGCAUCUGAAGAAGAUGAUGAUCCCACAACCAAGAAAUCAAGAAAGUCUUCAGGCAACCGAGAAGCUGUUCGAAAGUAUAGGGAGAAAAAGAAGGCUCAUGCUGCUUAUUUAGAGGAGGAAGUUAAGAAAUUGCGAAUGGUAAACCAACAAUUAGUUAAGAAAUUGCAGAGGCAAACUGUUCUUGAAGCCGAAGUCAUGCGGUUGAGAAGUAUUUUGAUUGAUCUUAGAGGAAAGAUCGAUAGCGAAUUGGGUUCUUUCCCCUUUCAAAAGUUAUGUAACACCACUAGUUUCUUUAAGGAAGGUGAUUGUGGUGAGCUGCAGCCUUCUAAUGGAGUACUCGGCCUACAAUGUGAGACCGAUUCGCCAUGUUUUCAUUCACAUGUUGGAUCUUCCUCUCAGGUUAAUAAUGCUAUUGUGAAUAAUUGUCAAAUGGUUGCACCAUGGAAAGAGAAUUGUCAAGCCAAUAUAAAUGAGAUUUCAAUUUCUAGUGCUGAUACACAAGCCAUGGAUGCAACACAACCAGAGUGAUUAACAAAAGAGAUAUCUUUUGUAAGUUUCUUGUAUCUUAAAACAUAGCACUGCAUAUCAGUAUAUGAACUAUAUGCAACAACCAUAUUGUAUAGUAUAAUCAAUAUAUAUCCUCUUAUAGUUUGACUUACACAUAGAAGAACAACACAUAUACACUUUGCUUUUUGAUAGAUACUAUUGUUCUCUUCCUUUGUAUAAUAACUUCUGUAAAUUACCCAAAAGAUCUUUGUGAGAAUUGAUUGUAAUCUAGUUGCUUGUCA
This is a messenger RNA of Cannabis sativa, 1206 nucleotides long. Its product is annotated as basic leucine zipper 23. The transcript is spliced from 2 exons. Gene Ontology annotation, molecular function: DNA-binding transcription factor activity, RNA polymerase II-specific; RNA polymerase II cis-regulatory region sequence-specific DNA binding. The record is from RefSeq and is a predicted model, not a curated record. The coding region runs from base 203 to 946 and encodes 247 amino acids. Gene Ontology annotation, biological process: regulation of transcription by RNA polymerase II; DNA-templated transcription. NCBI's taxonomy places the organism in Eukaryota, Viridiplantae, Streptophyta, Magnoliopsida, Rosales, Cannabaceae.